Ceratitis capitata (Mediterranean fruit fly) is the source of this 363-nucleotide messenger RNA. Its product is annotated as keratin, type II cytoskeletal 2 epidermal-like. The coding region runs from base 1 to 363 and encodes 120 amino acids. NCBI's taxonomy places the organism in Eukaryota, Metazoa, Arthropoda, Insecta, Diptera, Tephritidae. The transcript has a single exon. The record is from RefSeq and is a predicted model, not a curated record.
AUGCGUUUGUAUUUGUAUAUCUUUUUGUUGUGUACAAUAACUUUGCUGACAUCAAAUGCUGUUGCGAAGGCGGACGAGGAGUCGAAUGCGGCAAGUAAAGCUGCGGAGCUGCUUUCAGUGGACACCGGUAUUGAACAUAGCAAUGAGAAGCCACGUUUAGUGCGACAAUUCGGCUUUGGUGGACCAGGCUUUGGUGGCGGCCCAGGUUUUGGUGGCGGCGGGUUUGGACCUGGCUUUGGUGGCGGCGGUUUCGGUGGUCCAGGCUUUGGUGGUCCAGGCUUUGGUGGACCAGGCUUCGGUGGCCCAGGCUUUGGUGGUGGUGGUUUUGGUAGACGUGGACGAUUUGGUGGAUUUUAUGGUUAG